CGUCGCGUUCACGUUACCGGAAGUCCACGGUACCUAAACAGCCAAGAUAAUAAUAAUACAGCGAGUACUCGAUCUCGCAGAACCUCAGAUUGACAGGUCGUCGCCGAGAAGCGAUGUCCAACAAAAGAUGGAUAUCGAAAACAGACCAGAAGAGACAGGAUUCCCCGCGCUGGCCCGCAAACUCGCCAUCAACCCGGAUUACGAAGGUUUUGUCUUCCGCACCUUCGACCGGCUCAGCGCCCGGAAUCUGCUUCACAUGGAGGCAAAACUGGCUUGUCUGGAAUGGAAGCUCGAUCAAGUGGACGAACGGGUUGCCCACGGAGACAACGAGGGCCUCCGGUCGAUCCGUGCCUGGGAGGCUUUCGAGGAAAGCGCUAAGCACGACGCUCGGCCUGAGUAUUUGCAAAUGAAGAUGUGCGAAGAAAUAAAAGAGGCUCUGAAAGAGUACCAGGAGGCUCUCUUACGCCAACAUCAAGUCGCGAGUCUUGGAGAACCGGAAACCCGAGUCCUCAAAGCCUUACGAAACCAGUCCCACAGUACUCAGGGGGACCCUCUCCUAGCUGGCCUCGCUGCCAACAGGCUCGACGACAGCAACCGAUGGGAUCUUGUGGCCAUACGUCGCCCCGUCGACAAGGACAUGCUGUUCGUCUUCCUCCAGAACCACUGGAUGUUCCGAACAACCAAAAUCCCCAAUGACACGGAGUACUACAAGGAAAACCACGUCGCCUGGGCGGGCGCCGUCAUUAGCACCGGAGCUGCCGCAGGUCUCCUGCUCGGGGCGAUAGUGGCGCUGCGGGUGCUGGAAGACCGAGAUGUCCAGCUGGGGCUUAUUGGCAUAUUCAUGGCUCUCUUUGCCAUCAGCGUGGCCGUCUUGACAAAUGCAAGGAGGGCCGAGGUGUCCGCCUCCACGGUGGCGUACGCGGCGUUUCUUGUUGUCUUCGUCUCAUCGUCGCCGUGGUCCUCGGGCGUUGGCAAGGAUUGUGCACGAUGAGUUUGCUGAGCCGACCUGAGGUACAAGCCUGGUGCAGAUUGUUCCAAUAUGGCCAUAUUCUAGGGUAAUAGCAAGCCCCGUUUCACUCCAA
Molecule: messenger RNA, 1082 nt
Organism: Chaetomium strumarium
Lineage: Eukaryota; Fungi; Ascomycota; Sordariomycetes; Sordariales; Chaetomiaceae
Exons: 2
Coding region: 128-991 (287 amino acids)
Source: RefSeq, a predicted model, not a curated record